Messenger RNA from Xylona heveae TC161, 1644 nucleotides. RefSeq lists its product as hypothetical. The record is from RefSeq and is a predicted model, not a curated record. Gene Ontology annotation, biological process: amino acid transmembrane transport. Lineage: Eukaryota; Fungi; Ascomycota; Xylonomycetes; Xylonales; Xylonaceae. Gene Ontology annotation, cellular component: membrane. The coding region runs from base 1 to 1644 and encodes 547 amino acids. The transcript has 5 exons. Gene Ontology annotation, molecular function: amino acid transmembrane transporter activity.
AUGCCACUAGAUUCUGCUGAGAAACAGCUGCCUUUGGGUGGGACGUCCAGGGCCUCUUUUGACCUUCCUGUUAAUGCAGAAACCGAAAAUGUCAGCGCCGACCGACUGGCGCGCAAGCUAUCCCCUCGCCAGGUCCAGAUGAUUGCAAUCGGUGGCACGAUAGGAACGGGAUUAUAUCUCGGAACCGGUAGGGCAUUAGCCACUGGCGGUCCAGCGUCAAUGCUACUGGCCUAUACAAUCUGUGGUGGGAUUGUCUUUGUCACCAUGUUGAGCCUGGGAGAAAUGGUGGCAUUCGUUCCUGUAACAGGCUCAUUCUGUACAUUUGCGGGACGUUUUGUGGACGAAGCUCUAGGAUUUGCAUUGACAUGGAACUACUGGGCUAAUGAUGCAGUCUCCACUGCUUCAGAUGUUAUAGCACUGCAGAUUUUGCUAGAGUACUGGACCGAGCAUUUCCCCGGCUGGGCUCUCAGUCUUAUCUGCCUCGCGUUUGUUCUUUGCUUGAAUCUCUGCUCUGUGAGAAUCUACGGAGAGACUGAGUACUGGCUGUGUUUGCUCAAGGUUGUGACCAUUAUAGUCUUCAUUAUUGUUGGCAUUGUUGUGAACUGUGGUGCCAAUACCCAACAUACAUAUUUUGGUGACAAAUAUUUCUAUGUGGAUGAUGCACCCUUUGUUGGUGGGAUUGGGGGCUUUGCCUCUGUUUUUGUCACAGCGUCUUUUGCAUACGGCGGAACAGAAAACGUUGCAGUCACUGCCGGCGAGACGAAGAAUCCAGCGCGGACUUAUCCCCGUGUCAUCCGCAACGUCUUCUGGAGGAUUCUCCUUUUCUACGUGGUGUCAAUCAUCAUCAUCGGUCUCGACGUACCAUAUAACCAUUCCAAUCUUUCCAGCGAAAAAUCAUCUACCAGCCCCUUUACGAUUGUCUUUUCCGAAGCCGGUAGCGCCGUGGCAGGGAGUUUUAUCAACGCCGUGAUCAUGACAAGCGCAAUCUCGGCAGCCAAUCACGCCCUCUUCGGGGGAUCAAGGCUUCUCUACACUUUAGCUAUAGAAGGAUAUGCCCCACGUCAACUUGGACUCAUCAACCGCUUCCAAAUUCCGUGGGUAGCGGUUCUUGCCACGGCGACUAUCAGCGCACUCUGCUUCGGGGCUAGCAAAAUCGGUACCGGUCAGCUCUGGUCCUGGUUGCAGAACCUAGUCGGAGUCUCCAACCAGCUCUCUUGGAUGUGUAUCUGUAUUGCCUCACUCCGAUUUCGUGCCGCCAUUCGUCGUCAAAACCUGGAGCAUCUGCUCCCUUUCAAAAACUUUACAUACCCGGUAGGCCCGGCACUAGCAGUCGGGUUGAAUAUUUUCCUUGUUCUCAUUCAGGGCUGGUCCUGCUUUAGCCCGAAGUUUGAUGUGGUCAGUUUCGUGUCAUACUAUAUCGAGAUUCCGAUUAUGCUAGCCAUGUUCUUGGGCUGGAAACUCUACAAAAAUACUAAAAUCGUUCCCCUCGAUGAGAUGGAUCUGAUCACGGACAGAUAUCAGCUUGAGACUCAAGGAGAGAUUCUUCCGGACUUGCAUGGUCUCGACACCACUCGGACGAGUAGCUGGUUUGAUAAUAUACCAGGAAUGAGAAUGUUAAAAAGCAUCGAAAAUUGGAUAAUUUGA